Molecule: messenger RNA, 1556 nt
Organism: Aspergillus homomorphus CBS 101889
Lineage: Eukaryota; Fungi; Ascomycota; Eurotiomycetes; Eurotiales; Aspergillaceae
Exons: 1
Coding region: 350-1519 (389 amino acids)
Source: RefSeq, a predicted model, not a curated record
GACAGGGGCAUAUAUGCACACAAUCCUUCCAAGUUGCAUUCCUCAUCCACUAGGAUUAAGUCUGUCACCCAUUGAUGCACUAGCCCUCGUCAGUAUCUGCACUUGACAUCAGUCAUCGGUUGACGUAAUGUACGUCAUGAUUGAAUAUUAGUAGUUUGAACGUCCGAGUGAGUACUCCUCACGACAAUGUACAGCAACACAGGCAGUGGCUUGAUUAAGUCCACCUGAACGAGACGCCAUCCAGAGAACCUACCGAGAGAGGUAUAGCAUCUCUUCAUAGUACUUCCUAUCUGAUACAAACAUACACCUCUCACAACGACAUCAACGAUAUACUCGUAUAACAGCACCAAUGGCCCGCUUCACUCCGGUCUCAGCGGCAUCCAAACUCGAAUCUCUCCCUGUAGAGAUCAUCCAACAAAUCUUCCUCCACUGCCUAGAGAUCAAUCUCCCGCGGGCAUCUCUACGUCUGGCCAACGCGCUGUCCGAUCCAGUUCUAUACACCUGGAUGAUCCGGCUCGCAUUCAGCAGCACCAAUGCGAGCGCCGACAGGGACUUCUUCACGCAGGACUUCCUCCCGUGGCCGCUCGACUUCUUCGCCCUCUCUCCGCACCAGCGGCGAGACCUGCAAAGCCACCUCCUGUUCUGCCGCUGGUGCACGCUGCCCUUGAUCCGCCAAUGCCAGCGCGACUACAUCCUGCAUACGAUCCGGCGGAAAUGCCGGCCGGGGGUGGACUUCCACUUCAGCCCGGAAGACGAAGCCACCCUCCUCAACUUCGGGGAGCACUACGACGAGUAUUUCAGUAAGAGCAGCAGCAGCAGCAGCAGCAACAACAGUAGCAGCGAUAACCAGGAUAAACCCGACCUCACCCUCCACGGAUACCCUAUCCCCGGCAGCGACAGCAGUCCGAAAGACCGCAAACCGCACAAAAUCACGAUCCACCUGCAAGACGGGGCGAUCACCAUCCGCCCACCAGGCGAGAUCUACGCCUUCAACCUAACAUCAUUUCCGACGCCCACCAUCUCCUCGCCGAACACCUUCCGCCUGCCGGCGUGCGGAACCGCCGGCCCCAGGGGAACGCUGCUGGCGCGAGUGCCCGAGAAACUGCUGCGGCCGCCGUGGACGCCGGCGAAGUUCGAGUUCCUGCAGCUCCUGGCCAAGGACGCGUACAUCGACCGCACGCCGUCGCACACCCGCACGCGGCGCGUGCUGCGGCAGACGAUCCGGGACCGCGACCCCGCGACGUUCCAGCGGCUCCUGCGCAUGAGCGUGCGGGUGCCGUGGUAUGAUUUCCCCGUGCCGUGGCCCGUAGGCGGGAAUCUGUUCUACGCGGCCCUGAAAUAUGCCCCGCCGCCCUGUGGGGAGGAUGAUGAUGUCUUCGUCAAGACGCUGUAUGAUGAGCGGUGGAGGGAUAUUCCCCCUGAUGACGCUCAGUUGAUGUUCUAUUUGUCCGAGAGGUUGUGUGAGCCGCCUAGUCGUCAACGAGCGCGAGAGGAAGCGAGUAGGCGUUCAUUGGGAUAGCACAUCACAUUACUUACGUCUUUACCUGAACAGGUUA